Molecule: messenger RNA, 1518 nt
Organism: Aureobasidium subglaciale EXF-2481
Lineage: Eukaryota; Fungi; Ascomycota; Dothideomycetes; Dothideales; Saccotheciaceae
Exons: 2
Coding region: 1-1518 (505 amino acids)
Source: RefSeq, a predicted model, not a curated record
AUGAAUGCCAACAUCAGUCAAGUACCUACAGACGGCGACCCAACAAGGCCUCGAGCUCAGUCUGCAAAUUCAUUCUGCUCCUCCUUCAAAUCACCUCGACUCGCACGUUUUGCCGAGGCGACGACGGUCAACUCACCAAUCGAGCCUCCCCGAUCGUCUUUCAUAGCUUUACCAACGAACCACUUCCGACCGCAGCCUCAACCUUCUGACAUUGGAUUCGGAUACAUUGAUGACAAACACACAUCACACGUAACGGUCGAAAUGGAAGACACUGAUAACAACCAUCUGCCUCGAGGUAGAAGCGAUGCCCCUCUGAGCCCACCAUUGAAGAGUGCAAUGAAGACCCCUGGUAUAGCACCAAGAAACUUUGGCAACAUCAUGAGUCCAACAUUUCGUGAAGAAAAUGUCCUGGAGAAGCGAGAACUUGCUACCGAGAAAGAGCAGGCCAAAGACGUUAAAAUCAAAGCUAGAGUUCGUGCGGCCAAGAUCUUUCUGAGGAGUAUCAACUUCGCAUGCUCUCUGAUCGUUCUAUCCAUGAUCGGAACAACGUUCGCAAUUUUCAACGCGACAAAGCACUUGUCGGCUCGUAGCAAUCUGCCUCCAUGGGCCAUCGGGACAAGUCCAUGGCCCCAAAUUCUACUCUUGGUGAUCGCCUGUAUCUCCAUGGUAUUCUGUAUUGCCAUCUUCUGGAGUUACUGCAGAGGCGGGCACAAGAGAGCCGAGAAAGUGCAGACUUACUACACUGUCUUCGCGGUUGGAUUUUUCGCCUUCAGCAUCGUCAUGUGGGGAAUUGGAGCUGGAGUCCUCAAUACUACAAGAACCAACAGCAACGGUCAGGAUCUCUGGGGUUGGUCUUGCAAAGAGAACAAGCGUAAAGAACUUUUUGCUGCUGAGGUCGAUUACGCCCUUGUCUGCCGGUUGCAGAAUUGGUCCUUGGUGUGUGCGGUGAUCGAGAUCGUUGUUGAGCUUUGCGCGAUUGGCGUAUACUCUUUCGUCUUUUACCGCAUAUGGUCCAAGAGAAAGCUGCGCAAGUCAAUGGCUGUUCGUGACCGCGCUCGCUCCGAUCUGUACCUCGCUCAAUUACGUUCCCAAUCAGCACCGAACACGCCUGGUCUAAAUGGUCCCCUGAGUCCAAGAGAUGGUGGUUGGAGACCACCUGUCGACUAUUAUAAGGCCGGACCAUCUGUUGAGGCUGGUAUAACCGAAGACGAGGGCAUUCGCUAUGUUGAUGCUUUUCAACAACCCCCACUCCCUAAGCCAUUUAUGCUGCAACCACCCCCAUCCAAGGGCUUGACCCCAAAGAUGCAGCAAACUGGUUUCACUCCCCUCAACUAUACAUCACCAACGGACUCGCGAUCGCCUUCACCCAUACAGAUGCAACCUAUAGAGCAACGGCAGGGCCACUUCGGUGCCGCUCCUGGUGAACAAGUCUACGAAUCUGUGCCUAUCCCUGGAUCAUAUGGCAGUCCGUUGAGCUCGCCAGCCGUCGCUCCUCGACAGAUGACCUUUCCACGCUGA